Penicillium paradoxum is the source of this 528-nucleotide messenger RNA. Its product is annotated as YbhB/YbcL family Raf kinase inhibitor-like protein. The record is from RefSeq and is a predicted model, not a curated record. Gene Ontology annotation, molecular function: phospholipid binding; peptidase inhibitor activity. Lineage: Eukaryota; Fungi; Ascomycota; Eurotiomycetes; Eurotiales; Aspergillaceae. Bases 1 to 528 code for a protein of 175 amino acids. The transcript is spliced from 2 exons. Gene Ontology annotation, biological process: regulation of Ras protein signal transduction; regulation of proteolysis.
AUGCCUUCCGAGAAGCAAAUCCGGGCAGCCUUCACUCUCAUCCAGAAUGACAAGUCCAAGCUUCUCAGCUUGACCAUUGGUGACAAAGAGAACGUGCAGCCAGGAACCUGGCUCUCCCGCAAUGUAGCCCAAAAUCCCCCGAAGCUCGCCUUCUCUGGUGCCAACCCCACUAGCACCUACCUGGUUGUGAGCCUGGAUAUCGAUGCGCCUUUCACUGCUUUCAACUUCCUCGGCCCCAUCCUGCACUGGAUCCAGUCCGACAUCAAGGUCACCGGUGAGGCUGCGCUUCAGUAUGACGCGCCCUUCAUCGCCAACUACAUUGGCCCUGCUCCCCCUCCGGUCGGUGGUCCUCAUCGGUACCUCUUCUUCCUGUACGAACAGCCUGAAGGCUUCGAUCUGAAGGCUCAUGCUCCUGCCGGUGGAAAGAAGCUUGGCAACGUGGGUCGUAUGCGUUAUGAUCUCGAUGCUUGGGCGAAGGAGGUCAAGCUGGGUCCCGUUGUUGCUUUCAACUACUUCACCAGCAACUAA